Messenger RNA from Cottoperca gobio, 2423 nucleotides. RefSeq lists its product as uncharacterized. The coding region runs from base 176 to 850 and encodes 224 amino acids. Lineage: Eukaryota; Metazoa; Chordata; Actinopteri; Perciformes; Bovichtidae. Gene Ontology annotation, molecular function: protein binding. The transcript is spliced from 4 exons. Gene Ontology annotation, biological process: regulation of apoptotic process; signal transduction. The record is from RefSeq and is a predicted model, not a curated record.
GCAGUCUGUCGAAAAAAGACAAAGAAGAAAAAGUAGCGGGAGUAGUCUGGUGCAUGACAUCCGAACAAUGUAAACAGAGGAAAUGUUUUCCGUUUGUCUGCAAAAAAAGCUGGUUUUGUUGAAUCUUGUUUUUUUUCUUCUACUCCAGCUGUUACAGUGUAUGUGACAUUCAGUCAUGUCUGAGGAACCAGCAGCAGAAAUCCAGCUACUCCGAAGCCUGAAGGUCAAGCUGAUAGAAAUUCUAAGCGCAGAUGCCGAUUUUGUCCUGCAGCAUGCAGACUCUCGCUGUCUGCUGUCUGUUCUCGGCUACCGGCAGGUGAAAGCAUGCCGUUUUCCUAGUGAGAAGGUGACAGACCUGCUGGAUCACAUCAUCCAAAGAGGUCCUGAUGCAGCGCGGGGUCUGCUGGAACUGCUGAACGACCAGGCACUGCAGGAAACCUUCCCAAUGCUUUGCUUUAUUAAGGAUAUGCAAGUAAACACACUGUCUUCAGGAACAAACGAAACAUCAAGAAAGAGAAAAACUGCUGACCUACAAGAGACCGUUCCAUCCAAAGAGAUCUGCACCAAAGGCUCUCGCUUAAUUACUGAGAAGCAGCUGAUGACCGUGGCUCGUACCAUUGGCAGAUCUUGGAGGGAGAUUGGCAGACUGGCUCUGGAAAUCGCUUCUGUGAAGCUGGAACAGAUUGAAGAGGACAACUCUUGCCAUGUGGAACGAGUGUUUGCCAUGCUGCGCUACUGGAGCACCCGCCAGAGAGGAAAAUCCACUGCUGCUCACCUGCACUUGCUGCUCUGUCAGGGAGACUGGGCAUUGCCACCUGAAAGCAUUGACUUCCUGUUGGAGACUGAAUGAUGCCUUCACUGUCUGGUACUUGCUGUGACUGAAACACUGUUUUUACUGGGAACUAGUGUGUUUCUCAUCAUUCCAUAUCAAAGAAAAAAAUAACACUUGAAGACUUUAGUACUUUGUGGAAUUACCACACAGUGCUAUUUAGUACCACUGAGGCCUUUUGUUUUUCAUAUGUGUUUACAAUCUAUAUUUGUAUCCCUCACAACUAUGAUCGCAAAUGUCGGUCAGUCUGGUUCGGUCACGUGACUGGGCGUCUGGCCAAUCACCACACUCCCUGUGGAGCUCUUCCGGUGGCGUUUUCUGUCAGUGUUUGUAAACAGAGAAGUAAAUUGGAAGUGCUACAAGAAAUAAUAACCUACAAAAAUCUAAAGGUAAGCAGUCGCUUUUCCUACGAAUUUCACUCGCGGCUGUUUAACCGUUUUAUAAUCUGCUACGUGUCUGUUUCUAACAGCUGUAGCCGGUGAGGGAGGUGUUAUUUAGUGGUCGGCUCUGAGCCCGCACGCCCUGCCUGGCUGUUGUUGUGUUGUCUGGGGCGGGGGGUGGGGGUUCAGUCUUACAAGAGUUGUCCCAAAAACCAACUACUGGCUAGCUAGCAGGUUAGCCUUUUCUGUUUCAUUCAGCAGAGACUCUUAGCAUGCUUCACACUUUGAAACCCAUAGUCUAAAUAUUGUAUCUUAAUACAAACUGCGUUUCCCAGCAUGCUCCCGUUUGAUUAAUAAAGCUCAUUUGUUCAGUGACGGUAGCUUUUACAACAGGAACUAGGAAGGAAAUAUGUUUGUGGUGUUUGCUCAAGCAAUGCUUUAGAAUUGCACCACAGGUCAUUGAGUACAAAUGUUCUUGGCAUCUGCAACCAGUGCCAGAUUGCAUUGCCUGAUAUCUAGUUGACUGUAAAAUGAUUACCUGGCUACUGAACUAUGUGACACCUCAAUGGGUCAUCCAUUGGUUUUGAAACAUGACAAAAGCCAAUAAAACUAUCUUAGCUGUAGGCAUAGAUUUAUUUAAGCCAUUAUCUGCAUGAAUAUAAUUUGAUGCAUCAGUUAUAUUAGGACAAACUUGAGUUUCAAUUAGCGUAGAAAAAAGCAUUGAAUCGUUGCCUGUAGGCUAUUCCAUUUUAAGAUUCCCAUUACAAUUACAAUAAUAUAAAAACUGAGAUUUGGUUUAUGAAAGUCUUUGCUUCAUUAUCUUCACUUGAGUUUUAUUUUCCUUCCAGUCAAGGAGAAAUUAGGAAAGCAACUGAGCAGUGCUCAUUUUAUUUUAGUGUAAACACACUAGGGCAUUUAAAGGAGACGAUGAAAUCAUAUUUCUAUGUUUCAUGUUUAGUUUUUCUUAACUGAACAUUUGAUGAAAGUUUGUGGGAGAAAAUGUAAUUUUGUCUGAAUGAACAGUUAUGUUGACGUGGUCCCUAUUGAUCUACAUAUCUGGGUGUUUCAGAUUAAAUGUUAAAUGCUAAAUGAACUGUAAUGUAAUGUUACAUCUUGGUGUGUCUGUUGUGAUAGCGACUCAUGCCGUCAUGCAAAGGAGGACAGACAAGCAGUGCCCAUGUUCCACAACUACACUGAAUAAACUCAUAAUAUCA